Cololabis saira (Pacific saury) is the source of this 1808-nucleotide messenger RNA. RefSeq names its product N-lysine methyltransferase SMYD2-like. The coding region runs from base 72 to 1370 and encodes 432 amino acids. Lineage: Eukaryota; Metazoa; Chordata; Actinopteri; Beloniformes; Belonidae. The record is from RefSeq and is a predicted model, not a curated record. Gene Ontology annotation, cellular component: nucleus. Gene Ontology annotation, molecular function: protein binding. The transcript is spliced from 12 exons.
CCCAACUCUUGCUGAAUCCCACUCCUCUGACCCGCAGUCAUUCUGGGAGAAGACCACCCGGCAAACACGCAAUGACUUGCAGCAUCGACGGGGUCGAGCGGUUCGACAGUCCGGGAAAAGGACGAGGACUGCGCGUCACCAGACCAUUCAAAGUUGGCGAGCUCCUCUUUUCAAGCCCGGCGUACUCCUACGUCCUGUCGGUCGACGAGAGGGGCCGCUGCUGCGAGUUCUGCUUCACCAGGAAAGAGGGGCUGGCAAGAUGUGGGAAGUGCAAGGGAGCUUUUUACUGCAAUGUGAAAUGCCAGAAAGGAGACUGGGCCAUGCACAAGCUGGAGUGCUCAGCAAUGAUUGCCUUCGGAGAGAAGUGGUGUCCAUCAGAGACGUCCCGCCUCGUGGCCCGCAUCCUCGCCAAGAAGAAAGUGCAGAAAGAGCGAUGUGUUUCUGAGAAGUUACUUCCCAUUGGAGAGAUCCAGUCACAUUUGGAGGAUGAAGAUAAUGAGAAAAGAGAGAGGAAUGAGCACGAUGUGGCGGGACUUUAUCGCUUUUACUCUAAACAUUUCGACAUGCCUGACCACAAAGAUCUGUGUACACUUUUGUCCCAGGUUUCCUGUAACGGUUUCACGAUAGAAGAUGAUGAACUUUCCCACAUGGGCACUGCAGUCUAUCCAGAUGUGGCGCUAAUAAACCACAGCUGUCUUCCCAGCGUCAUAGUCACGUAUAACGGGACAUCAGCCGAGGUUCGGGCUGUGAAGGACAUGAAGCGCGGAGACGAAGUUCUCAUCAGCUACAUAGACCUUCUCUAUCCAACAGAUGACCGCAACAACAGGCUGAGAGAGUCCUACUACUUCAGCUGCAGCUGCUUGGAAUGCAACAGCAAGUCCAAAGACAAGGCAAAGUUGAAGGUCCGUAAGCAGAGCGACCCCAUCGAGCCGCACGUCCUGAGCAACAUGGUGCGCUAUGCCAAGAAGACUAUCAGAGAGUUUCGAGCCCUCAAGCAUGUUAAAGCUCCCGAGGAGUUGCUGGAGAUGUGCCAGCAGAGCUUGGAGGAGAUGGGAACUGUCUUUGCUGACUCCAAUGUAUACGUCCUCCACAUGACGUACCAGGCCAUGGGGGUUUGCAUCUACAUGCAGGACGCAGACGGAGCCAUCCAAUACGGCUCGAGGAUCACCGGACCUUACAGCAAGCUGUACCCUCCGUACUCCUUAAACGUGUCCUCCAUGUACCUGAAGAUGGGUCGGAUCCUGAUGAACGUGGGGAGGCCAUCGGAGGGAAUCCGCGCUCUCAAGAAGGCGUUGGCUAUAAUGGAGGUGGCUCAUGGGAAGGAUCACCACUACCUUACAGAUCUGCGCAAAGAAAUAGCACAAAAAUGAAGAGAGCAGACAGAUCAACACAGCUAUCGCCAGCAGACUGCAAAUCAGUGGCGGCUGGUCAGUAGAGGGCGCUAGGGCACCGCCCACAUCAAAUCAAGAGAAGACGAAUAAAAGAAAAAGAAAAUAAAAAACAUGCUGUAAGAUGCAUAUAAUUAAAUAAAAGGUAAUCAUUUACAAGGUAUAUUGCGCACCCCCAAAAAUGUUUUGCACCAGCCGCCACUGCUGCAAACUGGACGUUUUAAUACUUUGUUACUGUGAAAACAAGUAUGUUUUUAUGCAAAUUGUUGUUUUUUUCAGAUAAAUACUUUUGUUACCUGCAAGCAUAAGUAGUUGUUGGUAUUUGUGAGAAUUUUCUAAAAUGAGCUUUUUUUUAAAAAAAAAAAAGAAAAUGUUCUCAAUAAGCCUUUUGACAAAUAAAUGUAUUUUUUGUGAUCAUCA